UCUACAGUGUCUCUUCAGCAUCCCCAAAUGAAACUUGUUGCUCUCUCUCAUCAUUCAUCUAAUUUUCAACCUCAAUUUUCUAACUUCAUCUUGGCUUUGUUCAUGCAAGAUCCAAAGGCCUCCAAUUCAAGGAAGCCAUGGUAUCAAAGAGCAAUGGAAAUAGUGGGAAGAACUCAAUGGAAAACAACUCCAAAAUCCAAAGAAUUCACAAUUCCAACUGCAAAUUCUUCAAAUGGGGCAUUCAAUUCCAAGGGAAAUGAAUUCCCAAGAUCAAUUGGGAAUAACAAUUCCCACAAACAACACAACAAGAUGAGAAAAUGCACUUCUCUCAAGAUUGCAACUUCAUUCACAAGAGUUUGUCUUUGUGCACCAAUUUCUUCUUACAAUGAAAUUUUCCAAGCUGAGAUUAACCCGCCCAGGCGAAGCCAUAGCUAUCCAAGAUCCUCCAAGCCCUUUCCGACCCAUAACAACAUCGCACAAGAAAGAGUUUCGAAUUUUUCGAGCGCGCGAGCUAGCGGUGGGGGAAUUAGUAGCCGAAGGUUCUUUCGGGGAAAGUCGCUCACCGACGACGUUUUGAUGCGGAGAUUCGUCCUCGAAGAAGAGGCGAUGAUGCAUGUGAGGAGGAGGAACCAAAUGGAAGUUAUAAGGAAGAGGAGUUUGAUGAGAAGAAGGAAGAAGCUUGGACCAAGCCCUCUUAGCAAAAUGGUGAUAGCUGAGGAAGAACAAUGAAUUAAAAUAAUGAAUACACAUACAUAAUAUAAUAGCUUUCAAGUUGUUUUGAUUAAUUAGUUCUCUCUUUUUUCUCUUUUGUUGCAAAAUUUUGCUUGUAAUGGCUUUUGUGGAAUGAGGUUGUAUGCACCAAUUAUGUGCAAGUUUUGCUAUUAUAAUUUUUUUGGGUUAAAUUAGAA
Momordica charantia (bitter melon) is the source of this 908-nucleotide messenger RNA. RefSeq names its product Serine/Threonine-kinase. Lineage: Eukaryota; Viridiplantae; Streptophyta; Magnoliopsida; Cucurbitales; Cucurbitaceae. The record is from RefSeq and is a predicted model, not a curated record.